Messenger RNA from Anarrhichthys ocellatus (wolf-eel), 3697 nucleotides. It is a transcript of the gene znf319a, whose product is annotated as zinc finger protein 319a. Gene Ontology annotation, cellular component: nucleus. Gene Ontology annotation, biological process: regulation of transcription by RNA polymerase II. The record is from RefSeq and is a predicted model, not a curated record. Lineage: Eukaryota; Metazoa; Chordata; Actinopteri; Perciformes; Anarhichadidae. Gene Ontology annotation, molecular function: RNA polymerase II transcription regulatory region sequence-specific DNA binding; DNA-binding transcription factor activity, RNA polymerase II-specific.
UUGUGUGAAUGCUCUUUAAAACUAACCCGGAGAGCAGUUUAUCUCUACCUCGGGUUGUUUUUGGAGGAGCUCCGGGGUGGACCUCCGGCAUGGAGCUCCGCAGCGGCGACAGCUCACUGCGUGGCGGCUUCCGGUGUCCGUCCGUCUGCUGGAGGAUGGCGUCCGGCUUCAACCGCAACCAACGCCGGUCCUCCGUGUCCUAAAUACACCGAAAGGUUGGGCCACCCAAUGCUGGAAGACAGGCAGUGCAAACCAUCCAAUUUUCUCUCCUGUGUCAAAGGAAGUGUGUAAACACCGAAAUAGCACUCAACUACUCUGUGUGCUGGUUACCAUUUAUUUUUUAUUUUUUAAACCACAUCCACCCUUUUCAGUUCAGCGCUGAACCCCCCCCCCAAUCAUCUGCUGAGAGCUGAACCCCUACAUGCGAAGUGGAAGGAUGACGGAGGCGUGGCAGCAGCAGCAGCAACAUGCAGUGGCUCCACCCUCGGUUGUGCACACGCUCCCCCAGGGAGCUGACAACCCUCUGGGCUGCACCGUGUACGGAGUGGUCCUACAGACAGAUGCUUCGCUGCAGCAGCCGCAGCACGGCCAGCAGCUCACCGUUCAAGCCCAGCAGCCCUCCUUGCAGGUAGGGGGCGAGAGAGGGCACAAGUGCGGAGCCUGUGGCCACGACAUAUCUCACCUGGCCAACCCUCAUGAGCACCAGUGCAUGGUGAACCAAGACCGAUCCUUCCAGUGCACCCAGUGUAUGAAGAUCUUCAGCCAGGCGACGGACCUGCUGGAGCACCAGUGCGUGCAGGUGGAGCAGAAGCCCUUUGUGUGCGGUGUGUGCAAGAUGGGCUUCUCUCUGCUCACCUCGUUGGCCCAGCAUCACAACUCGCACGGCAAUGGAAACAACCCAAUGAAGUGCUCCAUCUGUGAGAAAACGUACCGGCCGGGUUCCGGAAACGUCACCCCGACCUCGUCGCCGCCAACCCCCAGCAGCCCUCCACCGGUGAGACGUCCAGCCUCUGCACCAGACCGGCCAUACAAGUGCUCAGUGUGCCACAAGUCCUUCCGGCAUUUGUCAGAGCUGACCCGCCACGAGAGAGUGCACACCGGCGAGAAGCCGUACAAAUGUGACACUUGCGACAAAACCUUCAGCCAGUCGUCGCAUCUGGCGCACCACCAGCGCACGCACAGCUCCGAGCGGCCGUACAAAUGCGCCGUGUGCGAGAAGAGCUUCAAGCACCGCUCUCAUCUUGUGCGGCACAUGUAUGCUCAUUCGGGCGAGCACCUUUUCAAGUGCAAUUUGUGUGAGAUGCACUUUAAGGAGUCGUCCGAGCUCCUGCACCACCAGUGCCAGCCAGAGGGGGAGAGACCUUUCCGCUGCGGCUCCUGUGGGAAGAGCUUCAAGCGCCCGUCUGACCUGCGGCAGCACGAACGCACCCACUCGGAGGAGCGACCUUUCCAGUGCGAGGAGUGCCAGAUGAGCUUCAAACAGCAGUACGCUCUCGUACGCCACCGUCGCACUCACAAAAAUCCAGCCGACCGCCCUUUCAAGUGUAACCUCUGCGACAAGGGGUUCCUUCAGCCGUCCCACCUGCUUUACCACCAGCAGGUUCACGGUAUGGAGAGUCUGUUUAAGUGUGCGUCCUGCCAGAAGUCUUUCAGCCAAUCGGGAGAACUGCUGAGGCACAAAUGUGGCGGCGAGGUGGAGAAGCCCUACAAGUGCGACGUGUGCGGCAAAGGUUACAAAAAGAAUUCGACGUUGCAGCGCCACCAGAACUCUCACUGCACGGAGAAGCCGCUGAAGUGCUCCCUGUGCGACAAGCGCUUCGUGUCGUCCUCCGAGUUUGUCCAGCACCGCUGCGACCCGACCCGCGAGAAGCCGCUGAAGUGUCCCGACUGCGAGAAGCGCUUCAGGUACUCGUCGGAGCUGCAGCGCCACCGCCGAGUUCACACCGGCGAGAAGCCGUUCAAGUGCGCCAACUGCGACAAGAGCUUCAAGCAGCGCGAGCACCUGGCCAAGCACCAGAGCGUGCACUCGCGGGAGACGCAGUUCAAGUGCGUGUGGUGCGGAGAGCGUUUCGUGGACCUCACGGCUCUGCAGGAGCACACGGUCCAGCACACCGCUGAGGGGGAGAGUUUCCCUGAAGCUCAGUGCAUCCCAUGAACCGAACUGCUCUUCAGUCCUGGGCAGCAAACAUGACAUUCACCCCCUCAAAGCAACGUGUGCCAGCCUCCGCUCCCCCAUCUGUAGUUUAUAACACGCAACCCAAUAAUUACGUUUUAAUGAUUAUUUUUUUUUAUGUAUCAAGACUGAAUUCAUCCUCAUCCCUUUAGUCGAGUAAAUGACAAAGCACCAUAUAUCCACAGAGGGCGGUUACGAUUCCUCUUCUUAUUUUGGUACACAUGGAUAAAAAACUUGAACAGAAUGGAGGGAAAAGAAAAGUCGUAAGAUGUGUGAAGAUCACAGCUUUGUUUGGUGCAGAGUGUGGGACCCUCUUCUGUGGCUGCAUGUGAUCGUCUGUUUUGUAACUGUUGAUUGUGUUGAGAAAGCUGGGAGGAAACUUCCAGGAGAUGUGUGUGUGUGUGUGUGUGUGUGUGUGUGUGUGUGUGCUCACGUGUUAGAUCCUCUGAAAUCCAUGUGCCUUUUUUAACCGAUCACUUUUGUGUUUUUGUUAAUAAUUAUGUCCAGUUUAGCUUAAAAUAACCCCUCCCAUCCGUAUGCAGUGGCUGGCUUGUGCAGCAGUAUCUUUUCACAUACUAGAUCUUAGGUAGUAUCAUCUGUUUGUGCAUGAAUAUUUAUCACACUUUAAUAUCACUGUUGUAUUAUAGGUUUGGUUUAUUUAGGAAAAACAUCCUAAGAAGAAAAAGUGGAUUUGUGAAAAUGUAUAGCCCGUGUCCUUUGAAAUCUGUGUUGUUGCAUCUUUGUAUUAAAAACAAAUGACAUCUAGGUAACUAACCAAACCUAUCAUGUCAUACGAACACUUGACAUGUGCAAUAGAACACGCACAAUGUAAUAUUUAUGACUACUGAUUCAUGGUGUAGUCUACUCUGUUAUAUUAUAGAUUGUGUGUAUAUGCUCCUGUAAACAUUGAAAAACUGUAUAGUGCUUAUGUUACCUGCUUUUGUAUUCACUUAUGAAUGAGCUUGCAGUAUUUUGCAAGUACUUUUAGUUUCAGUACGAGAUGGACUAUUACACGGUUUAACCCCGACCAGACUUCAGAGCGUCAUGUUGCUCAGGUGCCACAGACUUUGCUGCAUUAGUUACCAUGCGCUAUAGAUCUAACAAAAGUAAUAUUCUUUUUUUUAAUGUUUUUUGAAGAAAUUGGCCUCGUUACAUCCUCAGAGGGGUCCCUGGUUCUGGUCCUGGUCCAGACCGGACCUUCAGCCGAUUAAUCAGGAGUAGCCUCAAAAGUUGCGGUUUUAUGUCGGGCAUAAAGUUAAACGUGUGUACUUUAGUUUACUGUGUGGAUUUCUAUAUUCACAAUACUUGCAGUAUAUUCAAAAGGUUUUUGGAGGUUAGAAUUCAUGGGACAAAGGGAUUUAAAGCUGGGGGGGGGAGGGAGGUUGUGCCACAGUGGAGGUCCUGGUGAGUCCGUUUCAGAAACCUGAAGGAGUGUUGUGAUGGAUUCACACGUGUGGAUAUCGACAUAGACUCCUGUUCAUACUGUAAACAGACCAUUCAAAUAAACCACCCUUAUGAACAUAA